Messenger RNA from Salpingoeca rosetta, 4497 nucleotides. Its product is annotated as TKL/LISK protein kinase. The record is from RefSeq and is a predicted model, not a curated record. The transcript has 4 exons. Bases 178 to 4443 code for a protein of 1421 amino acids. NCBI's taxonomy places the organism in Eukaryota, Choanoflagellata, Craspedida, Salpingoecidae. Gene Ontology annotation, biological process: protein phosphorylation. Gene Ontology annotation, molecular function: ATP binding; protein binding; protein kinase activity.
CCCGCGCAGUAUUCUCCAUAUUUUCCACCACCUUUCCACAAUCCGAAGGUUGGCUUGUGUGUUUCUCCAACAGCCACCUCAGGACAUCAGCACAGCAACCACCCCCUCGGACAUCAGGACAGCAGGACACCGGGGCGUGUUUCACUGGCGUGUUGUCGCCCCCGCUGGCCAAGGACAAUGUCAUCGCGAUUGCGGGUUGUGGCAUUGCCCAUGGCCGCGGCAAUGCUGCUGUUCAUGCUUGCCGUGGCGUCGAGUAGGAGCGCCGAGACUUCUCCCGACAAACCAUCUCCACCUUCAGAACCAUCCCACUCGGCAACAACAACAACAACAACAACAACAACAACAACAACAACAACAACAACAACAACAACAACAACAACAACAACAACAACAACAACAACAACAACCACACACCCUCGGCAGCGUGUGGCACGCGCCGUUGAUGAUGUGCCCCUCGGUCGCACACUCAAGUGCCAUGUGGCCCAGCUCCUCAACAACACCUGCGUGCCACCGCAAACGGAAGCCCCAUACGACGCCCUCGUAUUGGAGGCCUGGGAAGAAGGCUUGUUGGCAGCAGACACGAUCGGCCCCAAUGCACCGGUGAACAUCGCAUCAGCUAUGUGCGCCAUCCAACCUCACACCCUCGUCAUCCAAGGACCCGUGCCGCUUCCAAAGUUGGCCGAUAUCCUCAGCAAGGUGGAACAGGCAGAUGUUGACAGCACCACCUGCGACAGCAGCGAUGCCGUUUGGUCGAGUGUGCAGACCCUCAGCAUCCGCAACGUCUCAUCCCCCUUCCUGUACCUCAACCAACUCAACCCGCUCAACUCCCUCACCGCCCUCGACAUUGAUGGCGGCAGCCUCGUCAGCAUCGAGAGCACCGACACCAACACCAACACGGGCACCAACACGGACACCAACACCAACACGGAUGCCGCCGCUGACGACGCAGCAGCACCCGCCUUCCACCGCGCAGCGCACCUGAUUCGUUUCACCGUCAUCAACACCCGCCUGCGCGAGAUAGGCAGCGACCUCUUCCACGGCAUGACGCAGCUGCAUACCUUGAGCCUCCUCAACAACCAGCUCACCUCCCUCGCACAGACGGCAUUUCAAUCGCAAACACAGCUCAAGGUCCUCGACCUCGCAUACAACCAACUCACAAACCUCCACAACCAGACAUUUCAUGCGCUCUCACAGUUGGAGUCGCUUGACCUCUUUGCCAACGACAUGGUGGAGCUUGACCCCGGCCUUUUCCAGUCGCAGUCGGCGCUGCAGAACCUCUCCUUUGGCGGGUCCCCCAUCAAAUCCCUGCCCACCACUCUUUUCCACAACACCCACAGCCUCACCUUCCUCAACGUGACCUUCACUGCCUUGGAGGAGCUCCGCGACGAGCACUUUCGCUUCACCACCGCCCUGCAACAGCUUCUCCUUCGCCGCAACUUCCUGGCCUCCAUUUCACUCACCCCGCUCACGCAACUGCAAGAGCUGAUUGUUUCCCACAACAGGCUGAAGAAGUUCAAAGCGGACAUGUUCCCUGAACACAUGCCGCACCUGACAAGGCUCCUGGCCGUCGGCUGCGGCGCUGACACCUUCGACGCAGCAAUCGUCAACCGCGCACCAGCUCUCGAAAACCUCAGCCUUCAGGACAACAAGCUUGAGGCCAUCCCGCCUGUCAACAAGCACGAGGCCUUGCGUAUCCUCGACCUGAGCAACAAUGACAUCAACACCAUCGACCCCGACAUCCUGCAUGGCCUGUCCAGCCUCAGGCACUUCUCCGCCAGCUUCAACAACCUCAAGCACGUGCCCCGCCUCAACCUCACGCAGCUCAAGUCUCUCCGUCUGCAUGACAACCGCAUCACCGCCCUGCCAGAUGUGACGGGCAUGCCUGCGCUGCGCGAGCUGUACUUCCUCAACCACUUCGCCAAGGAGCUCGACCUGACCUCCCUGUUUCAGAUGCCAGAACUUGAGCGACUGGAGAUUGGCGCGUCCCCAGACCUGGAAGGCGGGUCCAGGCUCGUGGCGCCGAAGAAUCCACACCAAGGGUUCAUCACAGCGCCACUGCACACCAUCAUUGCCGAGAACGUGGACGUGCGCGUGCUGGGCACAGAUUUCUUGCCCGACCUGAAUCUUCAUGCACUGCAGCUUGGCUGGGAGGGCAUGGAUGAGACGAACCUGCGCUUGGAGCACGUCUGCAAGGUUCUCCACCACACUGUCGCCUACUUUGGCCUCAAAGGCACCGCCUACAAGACCAUGGACCUGUGCCCUGACCACGUCUUCAACUUUCUCAUCUUGGACAACAACAAGCACCUCCAGACGUUGAGCGUGUACUCCGAUGUACAGCACCUCAACGUCUCUGGCUGCACCAGCCUCACCACGCUUCGCGUGCCCAGCGCAAAGGUGCUCGACAUCAGCGAGACGCGUGUGCCCCCGACCCGCGCCCUGUGCCGAGAGCUCGGCUCGCGCAUGCUCGUGGCGCAGAAGUGGUUUGCCCCGAGAGAUGCUGCCAAGAAAGCGCCACGCAACAGCAACAGCCACAGCAGCCGCGACCGUGACGGCAACGGGCCGUUUCAGCAGCUGAUUCUGCGGUGCUUGACCUUCAGUGACGUGGGCGUGUUGGAUCUGAGCAACAACGACUGGAUCAACAGGCCACAGGACCUGGAGAAGACGUUCCUUGGGCCCAUUCUGACCGGGACCGAGCCAGGGUUCACGCUUGACUUUAUCCAGCUCGACUACCGCCGCACCAUCCCCAUCCUGCAGCUAACAGGCGCACCUGUGGAGUGUCAGCUGCACCUUGAGUCGAGGCGCGUGCGCAUGGUUGGAAAUGUGCACAUGCAAGGCCGCAGGCUGGCGUACCGGUUUGAGUGCGGGUGUGCGACUGGAUAUUCAAUGUCCUCAAUGGAAGGCACGUGCUCGCGCAAGUCACAGGACGUGACGCUGGCUGUGCUGUUGACCGUGCUGGUUGCCGCGCUCGUGCAGGGCGCUGCGUUUCUCGUGUACCGGCAGCGGCAGUGGCGCCGUCGGCUGAAGGCGCACGAUGACCUGAAGAUGCAGCUGCUGUCGGAGAAGGAUGCGGAGGUGCUGGAGCUGAAGGCUGCGCGUCAGAUUGACAUGCACGAGCUUGACCUGCUGCGGGUGAUGGCCACGGGCGCGUGCGGAGAGGUGUGGGAGGCGACGUGGGACGCGGUGCGCGUGGCAGUGAAGAUAGUGCGGCCGGGCUUGUUGGAGUUUGAUGACUCGACCAUGCGGGAACUGGAGAAGGAGGUGGAGUUUCUGCAGCGCACGCGCCACAUCAACCUGGUGCGGUUCUUCGGCGCCGGUCGCGACAUUGACACGGGCGCCCCGUUCCUGGUGCUGGAGUACGUUGCACUCGGCUCACUCCGCCAGAUCCUGGAAGAGGGCAGCGUGCAGGACGUGCUGGCCAAGUAUGGGCAGGCGCUGCCGUCUGUGGAGGAUGACGAUGCCAGCACUGCGCCGGCGAGUGGCCCCCUCGUCCCUGUUGCUGGCGCUGGCCUUGGUGUCAGUCGUGAUGAUGAGGAUGAGGAUGACGAUGGUACGAUGCUUGAGUCUGUGUUUGUUAGCAAUGGCGUUGAUGUGGAUGCUGGCAGCAGUUACAACAAGUGUGCCGAUGACUGGUCCACGGGCGACGUGUCGGAGCGCACAUCCGUGUCGUCGUUGUCAUCAGCAACAUCGCAACUGCAUGGGCGGCGGCGCACCGUGAAUCGUGUGCGCGUGCAGACGGUCCACGGCCUGAAGAAGCGCUGGGCACAGGACGUGGCGUCCGGCAUGGCCUUUAUCCACAGCCUGGGACAGCUGCACAGGGAUUUGAAGAGCGGAAACGUUCUCAUUUCCACUGCGCUUCGUGCGAAGAUCACGGAUUUCGGCACCAUCACGCAGCGCAUCACUGCUGGCAAACCGCUGGCAAACACCGGCACCACCAGCAGCAGCGGCAGCAGAGGCAGCGGCAGUCGCAGCAGUGGUGACGGGCGCGCGCGAAACGCGUGGAUGGACUCGGCGGGAGGGAGUGGCGGUGUUGUGGAUGAGAACGAGCUGUGCUACACCAAGGAGAUUGGCUGCACAACGCUGCAGCUGACGUCUGGUGUCGGCACGCCGCUGUACAUGGCGCCCGAGGUGCUGCAGUACCACAGCUACGACGGCAAGGCGGACGUGUUCAGUUACGGUGUGCUGUUGUGGGAGAUUGAGAUGGAGCGCACGCCAGACAUCAUUGAGCAGGAGCUUGGCAGUGACUUUUCGGGCCCCAUGAUGGGUGCCCUCUCAUCAAUCCUCAAAGCGGGCAAGCGGCUCAAGUUCCCAAAGCGCAGCACCGCAGUGGACCCGGCGCCGCUUUGGUACACAAACUUGGCCGAGCAGUGCAUGACGCAAGACCCGGAACAGCGCCCAACAUUCGCAGAGCUGGAGGAGCGCUUGAAACGUGUGUCGUUGUUGUAGUCGUCGUGGUGGUGGUGUGAGUGUGUGUAUGUGUGUGUAUGUGUGUGUAUGUGU